AAAUACCCUGUUUUACUGUACGUACGAGUACGAGUACGAGCGAUUGUACUAAGCGUUCAGAGUUCAGGAAGAUAUAAUUUCGAACAAAACAUCAUGCGAAUUCUGUGCCGAAUGAAAAUUCGAUGUACUUCCUCAGUCUGUAGUAAGAGAACCAACUACCUGGUACCGUGCGGUGCGAUACUCGUAGCUGGAAGCAAAUCAGAUGCGAAUGGAGAAUCGAAAAUUCGUUGUUGAUGUUGCACAAUCCUUUCCACUAGCAAUACGAACAAACUAUGGAAAUCAUCACUAUCGAACGCGGAUGAUGAUGACGACGACGACGAGGAGGAAGAGGACGACCGACACCACAAAGAUGGGAAGUUCUCCCGUUGUGGCUGCUGUUUUUUUGGUUGCUUGUGCUGCGGCAGCUCUGGUUCUGGUUCUCGUUCUGCUUCUGGUUCUCCUUCUCGUUCUCGGUCCCGUCUCCCCCUCUGUCGGUGCAACGCACAAGUCGAAGGCGACUUCCACGCCCACCUUGCGAAAAUGCAGCAGUGGCAAGAGCAACAACUGCGACAGAGCACCCGACUACUGGCCCCGAUUCUCCGGAACCCGCCGGGUACGACUCCUGGACGGUAUCUGGAACGCGAGUCUCCUUCGCUCGCACCCCGAGGGAUUCGACUCCAUGGAUCCGGACCUCGACGCAUCCACCUUCGACACCCCGGAACGGGUCGCGGUCCCCUCCACCAUCGAGGUGGUGGCCGAUCCCGACCAUGGGUACCUCCCGGGGUACCUGGGGUACCGUGGGGUGUCGGUCUUUCGGACGCGGUUUUCUACCGACGAGAGCACGAACGGAGGAGGUGGCCGGCUCUUGUUCCAGGCCUGCUCGUUUUACUGUCGGGUCUGGCUGAACGGGAUCGAGAUCGGGGACCACAGGGCCGGGGGUUACGUGGCGUGGUGGCUCGACGUUCCCCGAGAGGUACUGGAUGCGGGUGCUGUUGUCCAGCGGGGCAUCACCGCAGCUGCGGGUUCGAGCGCAAAUCCAACCGUUGACUCCCGUGCAACGGGAAAGGGAAGAACAAUGCUGGUAUCCCACGACCUGGUGGUGCUUGUCGAUAACCGAUUCAACGGGACUACUGCGCCCCUCCACACCGGUGGAGAUUUUUGGCAUUACGGAGGGAUCCUGCGGUCCGUAGAAUGGCACGAUCGCCCUGCAAAAUCUUUGUUGUCGCGGCAUUCUUUCAUCAAAGGCAACCGCAAACCAUUCGUCGCUGCCAGCCAUGGCAACGAAUCGUCGUCGGCGUGGCCCUGGAGGCUCUAUGUCUACCCACAAAAGGACCUGCAAACCGUUCGCUUGAAACUACAAGUUGCCGGAGCUUCAGGAAACGAACCCGGGAACCUUGCAAUUUUUUUCGAUGGUGACGACGAAACAAAUGCCCUUGAGGACAACCACCAUGGCUUUGCUGGCGACGCUGGCGAGGACGAUUUGUGGGAAUCUCUGGAAUCGCAUCCUUCGAGGACUCUGGAGGCAGUAGCCAAAUCACCAUGGUUGGAAACCGAUCAGUUGCUGGAUCUGGGGCUGGUGUCGGUCCCAAAUCCACGGGUGUGGUCCACCACCGAUCCGCAGCUCCACACCGUGUCUGCUUCCCUGAACGGAGCCGUCGUCACCGAACGCUUCGGGCUCCGUUACUGGGAUGUAGACCCGGACCAGAGCCGGAUACGGCUCAACGGAAAGGUGCUCAAGCUCGUGGGGUGGAACCACCACACCCAGUGGCCGUACACGGGAGCAACGCCCACGACGGAACAGCUCAACCGCGACCUUUCACUCCUGAAGGAACACGGACACGCCAAUUUUGUACGUGGCGCCCACUAUCCACAGGAUCCUCGCUGGCUGGAUCGAUUGGACGAGCAAGGCAUGGUAGGCUGGUGUGGUGAGUAAGGCUUGUGUGGUGUCAAAGGAGAACAACAGAAACUAAAUGAGAGGCUAGCUAUCUGUGUUUCUUGUAUUAUGGAUAGUAUUGAUACCCUUUGUUGCUUCGUUCGGAGCAAAACUGUGUUAGGCUCACACUGCUUUGUCCCGUGACGCAUGCAUCGAAAGAAACGCUCGGGCCUGGGAUUUCCAUCUCGAACCUGAAGGACGAAUACUUUUUGGAGCAGCAGGACCAACAACUGAACGAAAUGAUCGAUAACGCAUCCAACCACGCAUCGGUUGCAUUCUGGGCAUUUUUCAACGAAGGUCCAAGCCACAAGGAAGAAGCCUGCGCGGGAUACCAAAGGAGUUCCGACGCCGUUUUGGCCCGGGAUGCGACCCGCUUUGUCACCUACGCUUCCAACCGCCCUUCCGUCGAUAAGUGCUACGGGGCCGCCACCGUCAUUUCCCACAACGGAUACCCCGGCUGGUACCACCCGGAUGAACCCGGUCGUUACUGGAACCGCAUCGCGGACGACCUCCGGGCCGGCAAGUCCCCGUCGGCGAUCGGAAAGCCCUUUGUGAUCUCCGAAACGGGUGCGGGGGGAAUCUACGAGUGGCACCAAAACGAUACUUGCGUAAAAUGGACGCUGGGAUAUCAGACCAACAUUGUAAUAGAGGAUGUGGACACCGCAAUUCAAAACGGGAACGUUUCCGCGAUAGCCCUCUGGCACUUCUUUGACUUCAAGGUGGACGACCAAUACGAAAACGAAACGCACUGCGAUUAUAGAGAGGGCGUCGUACCGCCGACCUGUGGCUUCAUUGAUGUCGAGCACCAACCAAAACGGCCGGGGGGUGCCAACCACAAGGGUUCCCUCGACUUUUUCCGGCGACCGAAACCCGUCUUUGCGGCUGUAGCCUCCAGGUAUAGAACCGCUACGACUCGCGGGAGCGGGCGAGGAUUCUUGGAAGGGGACUGAAGCGAAGCGAGCCUGCCGCAUUCCACAAUCAUAGAUUCGAGAAACCCCACGCGCACAUCGAGGAAACCGAAUUUUUCGUUGUUUUCGAUUGUAAGAACUCGAAAUAUGGAAUCGAUGGUGCAGAAAACGGGGCUACAAAAAGAGUCAUCUCAUAAAUAGUUGUUAAGCACAAGGUAAUCGUGCUGCUAGGUUUCAAGUCAUGACAAAUAAAGUUACUUAAAUAAUGAGCUACUGAAUGAUUGGCAAGAAUCGGGAAUCACCGUGAAAACAGACGUUGCUUCAGAAACAAAGACACCACGGAUCGAAUCAAAUCGUCAACAGCCUCACAAGAAACAAAGACACCACGGAUCGAAUCAAAUCGGCAACAACCUCACAAGCCGCAUUUGUCAACAAAGUUGUCCACACUCGCGAUGCAACCAGUAGUAGCUCCGAACAAACAAAGUGCAACUCCUAUGCAGGCUGUACCUGCGCAGGCGGCCAAGAUGCAGGGGGCGAUUGCCCCGCACGCAGCAGUCAUUUGGCCAGUUGCAAGGACACAACCGAAACCGAAAGUCUGAACGUUUUGAACUCCGAAGGAAUUGUCUUCCGCGAUUUGAAGUUGCAUGAGCUCAUGUUCGACAGCGACGGAUUCCGCCUCGGACAAAACGCAGCUGGUGGUGGGGCCAGCAUUCUUCGAGCUCUUGAGGCCACGGGAACGGGGACCCUUUCUGGAAGGUUCCAUAACGUUGAGGAAUGCUUCAUCUUGGUCCUUGGCUGCCGCAACAGCGAGAAGGAGAAAGAGAGAAAGGAGGCUGCAGAAUCGAGUCAUCGUGUUGGACAGAUCCUUCGCUCAAGAGAAAAAAAAGAGACAUUGGUGAGGAACGAGAAAGGCUGGUUUGAUGUUAAAGAAAGAGAAACGCACGAAUAUACCAAUCAAUGGACGAUCUUGCAGAGAGAUAAUGAUUCGUGUGACUCACAGUACCGUUUUAAGAAACAAUAAUAGCUUCUGUAUGAUUGAUAAUUUUGAAUUGUGAGAGCUGAGAGUUUUUUUCCGAAAAGCUGCUUGUUUACAUGGAGCUGCGUGUAAACUUUAUGAUUCCGGUUAUUCUAAAUUCUCUGAAGCGCUCAGUGUAGGGAUCUACCGGUACGGUAGCAACUGUUCCAGCAACCAAGCUCAGCACAUUAAUUGGAUUGGUACGGUAGCAGCUGUUUCAGCAACCAAGCUGAGCACGGAAAGUGAUUCUCCAGCGAGUGCACAAUAAAUCCAAGGUGAGGAUAUUAAAUGAAGCUACUGUCCCACUGAUAGAUCCGAAAUAUCACUGUCUGACUGUGUUCGACAUAGCCACCCAUACUGGUAGUGAUUCUCAAGCGAGUGCACAAUAAAUCCAAGGUGAGGAUAUUAAAUGGAGCUACUGUCCCCAAUGAUAGUUUCGAAAUAUCACUGUCUGACUGUGUUCGACAUAGCCACCCAUACCGGAACGGGGUAUUUUGUACAGUACGUGGUAUUUAAAAUACCGGAAAUCAAAAUUUCAUUGGACAGAUUGAGGGGAAUCAAAAUUUCAACGGACA
Molecule: messenger RNA, 4410 nt
Organism: Pseudo-nitzschia multistriata
Lineage: Eukaryota; Bacillariophyta; Bacillariophyceae; Bacillariales; Bacillariaceae
Source: the annotation of a GenBank genome assembly